AUGGGACAUUUUACUGAGAAUUUGCCGAUUGACAAUAUGACAAAACUUCAGACUUUGAAGUACGUAAAAGUUUCCGCUUGGAAUCAAGUUAAGAAAAAAAGGCUGGUUAAUCUUCGAGAGCUAAAGAUAUUUGGGGACCUUCAUGCAAGAAAUGACAAGUUCACUUUCGAUUCCAUUGCCAACCUGAAAUGUCUAAGGAUUUUAUCGGUUGCAUUACAAGAUCCGAGUAUAGGGCAUUUUGGUUCUCUGGAGCCCGUUUCUCAUUGUGAACAUCUUCAAGACUUGCACUUGGAAGGGACGAUACAUAACGUACCAGAAAACCUGCAUGAACUAGUGCCAAAUCUCGAAUGUCUAUCAUUAGAGAGAUCAAAUCUCAAAGAUGACCCAAUGCCUAAAUUAGAGAAGUUGUUGAAGCUCUCGCGUCUCCACUUGGGCUGGGGUUCUUAUGUUGGAAGGAAGAUGAUAUGCUCGGCAAAGAGUUUUCUUCGGCUGAAAAUUCUAAAUUUAUGUCUGAAGUUUGAUGAGUGGGAAGUAAAGGAAGGAGCUCUGCCUGUGCUUGGGGAUUUGAAAAUCUUCGAGGGCACUGAAUUGAUAAUUCCAGAAAGAUUGCGCUCCAUCAACAUUUUAAUAUUACCAAUACCAGCAACUGAUGUAGAUUAUAUAGCACGUCGUGACUAUUAUCAACUUUGA
Pistacia vera is the source of this 690-nucleotide messenger RNA. Its product is annotated as putative disease resistance RPP13-like protein 2. Bases 1 to 690 code for a protein of 229 amino acids. Gene Ontology annotation, molecular function: alpha-tubulin binding. NCBI's taxonomy places the organism in Eukaryota, Viridiplantae, Streptophyta, Magnoliopsida, Sapindales, Anacardiaceae. The record is from RefSeq and is a predicted model, not a curated record. Gene Ontology annotation, biological process: protein folding. The transcript has a single exon.